UUUCGUCUCGUUGUUUGACAUAUCAAAGACUAUUUCUCUUCUUAUCCAUUAUUGUUUCUUCGACCAAAAAAAGAAAAUGAUAAGGAAAGAUCCAAGAUCGAACUUACCUCCGGGAUUCCGGUUUCAUCCGACAGACGAAGAACUCAUUCUCCACUACCUGAGGAAGAAGGUCUUGUCUUCUCCAAUUCUCGUUCCCAUCAUCGCCGACGUCGAUAUCUACAAAUCUGAUCCCUGGGAUUUGCCUGCCAAGGCUCCCUUCGGAGAAAAAGAGUGGUACUUCUUCAGUCCGAGGGACAGGAAAUACCCGAACGGAGCUCGCCCGAACAGGGCGGCGGCUUCCGGGUACUGGAAAGCCACCGGGACCGAUAAAACGAUCGAGGCGGCUAACGAUCUAGGGUUUCCAGAGAAGGUGGGAGUGAAGAAGGCGCUUGUCUUUUACAGAGGAAAGCCUCCAAAGGGUGUCAAGACCAAUUGGAUCAUGCACGAAUACCGCCUCUCCGAAAAUCUCUCUCCCAAAACCAGCGGUAGCAAUAUCGGCGGUGAUCCAAAUGUGAAAAAAUCUCAUGACGUUUCCAUGAGGCUGGACGAUUGGGUCCUUUGUCGGAUCUACAAGAAAUCCCAAGCUUCAUCUUCAUCCUCACCAGUGACAAUCGAUCAAGAACAAGUUGAGGAAAGAGAAGCGUUCAUAACCCGAGAGACAUUUUCGCCGAAAUUAACCUUUCCACAUAUGGCCAAUGAACAUACCCUCAAGCCCCAGAGAUCUUGUUCUUUCUCCAACUUGUUGGACAACACCGGAGAUUUUUCGUUCCUCGCCAAUUUUCUCGAGGAGAACCCGGAAAAUCACGCCGAGUUUGAGUUCCCUUUGAUGUUUGGCUCAUCGGAUUUCGAUUACGGAGACGAUUACUUGGAUCAGAAGUUACCUCGAUUGACCUCUCCUCCUCCCGAGAAGUUCUCGGGUGACAACAAGCGACAAAGGUCGGAUUUUGUCGAAGAAACGAUGAGCACUUCGAAGAAAACGAUGAACACUCGCAGUUACAACAAUACAAUGGACGAAUUUGAUCAUAGUUUUCUGAACCAGCACUUGUUGUUGAGUCCUCACCUUAAAUUCCAAGGGUGAUCUCAGAGAACCUCUGUUUCCCGCACUCGCAAGGUUAAAAAACCGAAUCGAAAGGGGAAAGAUAGUACAAUAAAAAGAAUUAGGGACACAUUAAAUGAUUUGAAAACUUUAGGGGUCAAUAUGUAAAAAGGAUCAAAAUAUUGUGGAGGAACGCGGAAUAAAAGAAAUAGUUUUGUUGUCAUA
Tarenaya hassleriana is the source of this 1300-nucleotide messenger RNA. RefSeq names its product NAC transcription factor 29-like. The transcript is spliced from 3 exons. Bases 77 to 1117 code for a protein of 346 amino acids. Gene Ontology annotation, molecular function: DNA binding. The record is from RefSeq and is a predicted model, not a curated record. Lineage: Eukaryota; Viridiplantae; Streptophyta; Magnoliopsida; Brassicales; Cleomaceae. Gene Ontology annotation, biological process: regulation of DNA-templated transcription.